CUCUCUGUGCUGCUGAUGGUGGCUGCUCUGAUGGACCCUGUUGCUGUGGCACCCCUAGACCUACCCACAGAAGCCCCCUCAGGAGAAGGAGACACGGGGGCCACGGACCUCCUGAGUGACAGCCCGAUGUGGAGGACACUGCUCGACGCCACUCACCAACACAAACAAGAGUUUAACAGAGAAUUCACAGGCUCAAUUGAAUAUCUACAUUUGGACAACUUCAACAUUGUAUCUUUUCCAGAGGACUGUCGUAACACCUCAAUAAACAUGGAGGGGUGUCUGAGGAGGCUUGUCCGUGGUCUGCUUGUUUAUCAAGUUCUUCUCAAACAUGUGGAGAGAGAGUACCCAAACAGUCAAGUCUUGCCAAAUAUCAAGUAUUUUAGCAGCCUCUUGAUCAGUGCAACACGUCAAAAGAUGAGAAAACCAGAUGCUGUCAAAGCCCUGAGCAGAACUCAAGAGGAUAGUCUCCUGAAGGAAGUGGAUCACUUUGACAUGUUCAAUAGAAAAAUGUUUGCGCACAACAUCCUACGAAAACUGCACGAGUUUCUCAGAGACAUCCAGGUCAGCAUCAAGCGCAUAGAGAAAAGGCCUGGGACUUUAUUAUGA
Molecule: messenger RNA, 606 nt
Organism: Periophthalmus magnuspinnatus
Lineage: Eukaryota; Metazoa; Chordata; Actinopteri; Gobiiformes; Gobiidae
Product: interleukin-6-like
Exons: 4
Coding region: 16-606 (196 amino acids)
Biological process (GO): T-helper 17 cell lineage commitment; myeloid cell development; macrophage differentiation
Cellular component (GO): extracellular region
Molecular function (GO): cytokine activity; interleukin-6 receptor binding
Source: RefSeq, a predicted model, not a curated record